UAUAAUACACCAUUAAUUUUAAAUUUGUGUUUUAAUUUUUUAUUCUUCUUAUUAUUAUGACUCAAUUAAAGUAGAAGGGUGAAAGUAGUUGACAGUAGCAGUUAAUGAGAUUCUUGAGGUCGAGCAGACGGCGAAUCUGAGGCAUAAGCAAAGGACUGUGCAUUUGACAGAGCUUCACAUGGAAUUUAACACCUAACAGGUUUCGUACAAGUUCAAGUUAGGUCAUGUAUGUGUUACUUUCGAGGGCUAAGGAGUGAUCCAUCUUUGCCGGGAUAAGAAGGUGAACAAGCUGCUAUGGAGAAAUGUGGUCCUGUUAAAGGCUGCUGCGUUAUGUCUGGAAAAUGAUGAUUCAGGAAAGAAUACCAACCAAGAGGGAUUUUAAACUCCCCAUCUAAUUUAAAGUGCGGGCCCUGUGGGGAAGAUGAAGAGACAACAGAUCAUCUUUUUGCAAGAUGCGAGAAAAGGCAUGGAUAUGUUUGGAGCAGAAUGGAUGGAUUGUGGAAAUUAAUAUAAGUGCUGUGCUACAUAACUUGUCAUGGGAUGUUUGUUCAACAUGAAGGCCUGAAUCCUAUGAAAAGAAAAGACAAAUUUUGGAUGCUACUAGUCGUCACGGCAUGCUGGAAAUUUUGGAAUUGGAUAAAAAAAAUUUGUUCCACAGCAAGGAAAGGAGCGUGUAACAGACUAUGGAUUUGAUCCAGGUUAGAUCAUGGAAUUGGAUUAAGUCUAAAAAUUCUAAAUUCUAGUAUUGCACGUAGCAAGAAAAAAAUUGUAAUUAUAUAUGAGUUUGAGUAUCUAUUGUAUUUUAAAAAAAAAAUAAUAUUUCAUAGUUGAUAAAAAUUAUAUAUCGAUGUUCUCUUUGAGCAGGAUAACGCUAGUACUAUCAUUUUCUGAUCAACUUCAUGCAUAAUUGCAGAGUUAAUAUUUGGUUUUGUUUAAGUGGUUUUGCAUUUCUCUGUACAUUACUUUUGAACUACCUUAUAGAAUAAUACACGAGAGAUGCAUGGACGAACGUAUUGUAACCAUCUUCUGAACUUAUUGAGGAGAUAUAAAUGACUUGAGUAGCAGGACAGAUAAUAAGUGUUUUUCACAGAA
Rubroshorea leprosula is the source of this 1092-nucleotide messenger RNA. The record is from the annotation of a GenBank genome assembly. Lineage: Eukaryota; Viridiplantae; Streptophyta; Magnoliopsida; Malvales; Dipterocarpaceae.